Trichomonas vaginalis G3 is the source of this 267-nucleotide messenger RNA. Its product is annotated as repellent protein 1 family. Lineage: Eukaryota; Parabasalia; Trichomonadida; Trichomonadidae. Bases 1 to 267 code for a protein of 88 amino acids. The transcript has a single exon. The record is from RefSeq and is a predicted model, not a curated record.
AUGAGUUCUUCAUCAAGCUCUCGUGAACCUUCACCAUCUAUGAAACAAACUUUACCAAACGAUUAUGGAGCACCUAUUGAAUAUUUCUUACGAGCUGCACAAUGGCAAAGAGCAGUCUCACCAAGGUUAGGUGUUCCACCAGCUCCUGUCAAAAAUAGCAUUUGGUCAAGUCCUUAUAUAAGAUAUGGUCUCCCACUAGGUUUGCUAGCUACAGCAGGAGCAGUUAUGAUGUUGAAAAGAAAUAAAGUAAAUGUUGUAAUAUCAUAA